Hyla sarda is the source of this 764-nucleotide messenger RNA. Its product is annotated as succinate dehydrogenase [ubiquinone] flavoprotein subunit, mitochondrial-like. Gene Ontology annotation, molecular function: flavin adenine dinucleotide binding; succinate dehydrogenase (quinone) activity; electron transfer activity. The transcript has 3 exons. Gene Ontology annotation, biological process: mitochondrial electron transport, succinate to ubiquinone. Bases 73 to 351 code for a protein of 92 amino acids. The record is from RefSeq and is a predicted model, not a curated record. Lineage: Eukaryota; Metazoa; Chordata; Amphibia; Anura; Hylidae.
UAAUAACUGCAUCUAAUUGUAGGAAUCGUGUGGAAUACUGAUUUGGCGGAGGCGCUUGAGUUACAGAACUUAAUGCUUAAUGCACUUCAGACUAUAUAUGGAGCUGAAGCUCGCAAAGAAAGUCGUGGGGCUCAUGCAAGAGAGGACUAUAAGGUCAGAAUUGAUGAAUAUGAUUUCUCUAAGCCACUGCAAGGACAGCAGAAGAAACCCGUAGAAGAACACUGGAGAAAGCACACACUCUCAUUUGUUGAUAAGAAUGGCAAGGUUACUUUAAAAUACAGACCUGUUAUUGACUCAACCCUGGAUGAACAAGACUGUGCAUCAGUCCCUCCUGCCAUCCGUUCCUACUAAAUUGCACCUCUGUCUUUGAUGAGAAACUGAUACAUCCAUUGUAGCAUUCUGACAGUACAGUGCAUACUCUGCUUUUUCCCAACUUGCACAAUACAUGCUCAUGCCUGACCAUUAAAGUUAAUUUUAUUUCUAAAACCAUAAUGCUAUAUUUCCUACAAACUAUUAUUAUUAUUAUUAUUAUUAUUAUUAUUAUUUUUUUUUUUUUUAUGAGGUUAUACUUACCUGCCUCGAUUCCUCCAUUGCUGCUGUUCUGACAGCUUCUGUUCUCUGCCAUGUACCAUAUGCUUUGGGUUUCUGUAAUGCAUCAAUCCCACAAGAACUGCCGGUCACUAGCCAAUGAAACCACGAUGUCGGCACCAAAUAGGUACGGAUGUAGGGAUAUAACAGCGCUGUCCAACAACCAGGUAGUGUGA